AUGUUCUGUACUUUUGACCACACUCUGUCUGCCGUGGACAAGAAGAGCCUGAGAUCGGCGCUUCCGCACGCAAAGCCUGUUUUCUCCGGCUCGGAAUCCGGCCCUGCAAACGGCCCCCGCUCCACGCCCCUAAUCAGCAGCAGAUCGUUUGUUGGCAUGAGCUCGCGGUCCAAAAAUGGGUGUGUGAGUUGUCGCAAAAAGAAGAAGAAGUGCGACGAGGCGUAUCCCGUGUGUGGCUUGUGCGCACGCAGAAACACGCCGUGUAUCAGGAGAGACAACAAGAAAAUAAAGACAGCGGAGAAACAGAUUAUAAAGAAACCCAAAAGCCCGCCCCUGCCUUCGCCCGCUCCCUUGUUCGACCCCGAUGACCCGCUGGACAACAUGCUCCGCGAUCUGAUGUACAGCCAGGGCGAGACUCUUGCGCUGCUCGACGGGAACAAUGUUGGCAGACUGGCACGGAUCGAGCCGCUCGACACCAGCGAGGAGGAGUUUGCGCCGAUGGACGAGUCGCAGAUUGUGGAGAACCAGAAUCUGCCCGACUCCGAGCUCGUCAAGCUGCUCCAUCGGAGAGACACCAGAAAAUUCCUCAAGCCGACGGUUUUCCAGCUCUUCACAAGUAAACUUUCGCCAGCCAUAACUGUCCCUUCAAACGUUCUGACACAGUCGCUAGACGAAACCGGCCGCUUGUUUCUGGACCACUACAUAUCGUUUAUCACAGAGGAAAUCACUAUCUGCCACUCUCAGGAGUCCAAUUUCUUCUUUAGCUACAUUCUGAGACUCGCGGCGCAGGACUCGGCGGUGCUCAACGGUAUUGUUGCGUGGGGAGGUAUGUUUCUGCUCGGCUCACAAAAUGAGGAGGCCCGCGAGUACUUUGCCAAAUCUCUGGCCCUCGUUCAGACCCGCAGACGGCAGAUUGCUGCCCAGCCGACGCUCAAAGACUUUAUGGCGCUCGCAACGUGUUUCCUGGUGCUUGUUGGCGCCGAGAUCUCAACUGGCGACAUCAAAUUCUGGUACCACAUUUUUCUCCAGCUGCGCGACGCUUUUUCGGAGUACGGCGGACUACGCAAGUUCUUUGAGGAUACCAAACACGCGAACGAGGGAAAAUGGAUUAUCUCGAAUUAUUUUUUUCACGACGUGAAUGCCACCAGGACAGUGUUGUCCGGCACGCAUGAGGACAUCAACACGUACAAGGAAAUAUUCCACGGGCACAAAAUUCUAGAGACGGAUGAGUACGGUCUCGACCCGUUCCAGGGCUCUGCGGCCGAGUUGUUUGUCAUUUAUGGAGAGAUCAAUGACAAACGGAAGGAGCUCAAGGAUCUGGAGAUGCGGAUCCGCGUGCUGGAAUUAUCUGGUGAUGAGUCUGCAACCAAGAAGACUCUUCUUCUUAACCAGGAAAAGGACGAUUUCUGUCUGGCCUCGUUUGAAGAGCUCGAGUCCCGCAUUCUCGAGUCCAAGCCCUCGUUCAAACAGCUGGAGGAAAUCAGCGACAACCGCGACCUGCUGACGCUGCAUCUCACGUGGUUCGAGUUACACCAGAUUACAAUGCGCCUGUACCUGCGCAUGGUGGUCAAAAAGACCGACUUCCGCGACCACGAGAUGGUGGCUCUGCGGGAGCACGCCGGCAAGCUGCUGGAUAUUGUGAUCGGCACGCGGAUGCAGUCGAUUUUGUGUCUCACGCUCAUGAUUGCCGGCGUGGUGCACUGCGACGAGGCGUCGCGAGCAGACAUAACGGCCAAGUACGAGCGGCUCGUGCGCUCGUUCGAGGUGAAGAACGUCCAGAACUGCUGGCUCGUGGUGCAGAGGUGUUGGGAGAUCGAGGACGAGCUGCUGCGUCGCGGCGAGCCCUGCUACGUAGACUGGUGCGACGUGGUGGAGGACUUUGGGUGGGAGUUCUGUCUGUGCUGA
This is a messenger RNA of Ogataea parapolymorpha DL-1, 1905 nucleotides long. RefSeq lists its product as uncharacterized. Gene Ontology annotation, cellular component: nucleus. NCBI's taxonomy places the organism in Eukaryota, Fungi, Ascomycota, Pichiomycetes, Pichiales, Pichiaceae. Bases 1 to 1905 code for a protein of 634 amino acids. Gene Ontology annotation, molecular function: transcription cis-regulatory region binding; zinc ion binding; DNA-binding transcription factor activity, RNA polymerase II-specific. The transcript has a single exon. The record is from RefSeq and is a predicted model, not a curated record. Gene Ontology annotation, biological process: positive regulation of transcription by RNA polymerase II.